AUGACUUCGUACCAUUUAUUAUUACCCGUUACUUUGUUUUUUUUUCUCGGUUACGUGUCCGUUAAAAUAUUAAACGUUAUUUACGAAUAUCAAAAAUAUCCUUACAUUGAUGAAAUUUUUCAUAUACCUCAAGCUCAAACUUAUUGCAGUAAUAAUUGGACAGAGUGGAAUCCUAAAAUCACGACAUUGCCUGGAUUAUACAUCGUCUCGUAUGUCAUAUUAAACUUAUUUAAAACUUUAUUUCAAUAUGACAAUUAUUGUUCUGUGUAUGGUUUAAGAGCAACAAAUAUUAUAGGAACUCUAUUAAAUUUUAUUUUAACAAUAUCUGUGAUAAAACGUCUCGAAGAAAAAUAUGCAAUUACAAGUCGAAAUCAUUUAAUAGUUUUAUCAGGUUUUAAUAUUGCUACAUUUCCACCAUUGUAUUUUUUUACAUUUUUAUAUUAUACAGAUGUAUGGAGUACAAGUUUUGUUUUAUUAACUUAUUACUUAUAUUUAUCGAAAAAAAAUAAUAAAAAUAGUAUUUCCAAGUUUUUAGGAUCAGUUAUAAUGAGGCAAACAAAUAUUAUUUGGGUGGGAUUAUUAAUAUUAGAUAAAAGUUGGCAAGUGUUUAGUAAAAAUUAUAAAUUUAACUCGAAACAAGAUUUCAAUAUUACAAAGAAAAUAAUUCAAAAUUUUUUUUUUAAUUUAAAAAUGAAAGACAAAAAUCUAUGGGAUGUUAUUAAAAUUUUUAUUAAUGAUGUUUUAAUAGAAACAUAUCAUUUAAUAUUUCUAUGCUGUAUUUUUAUCAUGUUCGUCAUUUGGAAUGGUAGCAUUGUUGUCGGAGAUAAAUUGGCUCAUUCUGUUAAAUUUCAUCCGAUGCAAAAUUUAUACUUUUUAAAUUUCACAAUUUUUUUUUCUUGGCCGUUCGCAUUAAUCGAGUUGCUUUCUAUGAGAACAAAAAUAAUAAAAAUAAAACCGAGGAAUGUAAUAAUAAUAAUAAUAAUACUAUCAACUAUUGCAAUUGGCAUUUUAAGCGAAUGGAAUAAAAUGGAACAUCCGUAUUUACUAGCCGAUAACAGACACAUUGCUUUUUACAUAUGGAAAAAAAUUUUUGGACAUGGUUUAUAUAGAAGAAUUAUAAUUCCGACAUACCUCCUAUCAGGUUUUCUAUAUUAUAAAUUAUUAAUAAAAAAAUGUCAUUUUAUGUUUACGAUUGCAUUAACUCUUUGCACCGCCCUGAAUUUAACUCCGCAAUUUCUAUUCGAAAUCCGUUAUUUUAUAAUUCCCUACGUAAUAUGGCGUCUGCAGUUAAAACAAUCACCGAUACAAGUUUACGCGGAAACUAUUUUUUACUCGAUUGUAAAUUUUAUAACAUUUUAUUUAUUUAUAAAUAAACCUUUUGUAUGGAUUUCGGAACCUGAUAUUAAACAAAGGUUCAUUUGGUAA
Molecule: messenger RNA, 1425 nt
Organism: Pediculus humanus corporis (human body louse)
Lineage: Eukaryota; Metazoa; Arthropoda; Insecta; Psocodea; Pediculidae
Exons: 7
Coding region: 1-1425 (474 amino acids)
Biological process (GO): protein N-linked glycosylation; dolichol-linked oligosaccharide biosynthetic process
Cellular component (GO): endoplasmic reticulum
Molecular function (GO): dolichyl pyrophosphate Glc2Man9GlcNAc2 alpha-1,2-glucosyltransferase activity
Source: RefSeq, a predicted model, not a curated record